CGGCGAUGUAUUCCGGUAGGGAGAAUCCGAACGUAAACAUGGAGAAUCUUUUCCUUCAGAUCUUUGAUAGGAGUAGGCGAAUCGUCGAGCAGGUCAAUCAACAAGUAGAUCUCUUUGACCACCACUUAGCCUCCAAGUGCCUACUCGCCGGAGUUUCUCCUCCCCCGUGGCUCUGGUCUCCCUCUAUACCUUCCCAAUCUUCCGAGUUGAAUAAGGAGGAGAUUAUCUCUGGACUCCUAUUUCCUCAAUCAAGACGUUCCACCAUUUGCCCUAGCGGCCGUUUCUUUCCGUAUCAACGGCCCGUCAGUUUUCUAGCUGACAGUGUUGUAAGACAAGACCUGAGAUCUCUGGUGAAUAGCCGUUUGGAAGAGCAGGUGCUUGAAGAAGAAGAAGAACAACAUCACCUCUCAGACAACUUGGACAGACGCGUUUCUCACGAGACUGCGUUUCCUAGAGAUGUCGAUGUGGAGGAACCGUUGGCAGAAAGUGUGUCAAGCGGUUGCAGAGAGGAUCAAAGUUGUUUGUCUCGUGGACAAAGUCAGAAUCAGGGGGUUGAAAAUGGUCUUGAUGCUGCUACAUCUCCUGGACGUAGCCAAGGGAAAAUGGUUGCUAAAAGUGUAUCAACUACUGGUUGUAAGCGGAAACUAUCAUCUCUCGGAUAUUGUCAAGAUCAAACUGAACCAGACAGUUGCUUUGAACCUAGACUACCGGUACCGCUUGAUAAGAUUCAGAGAUCGAAGUCACGUCAAAAAGAUUUUGAGCGUCGGAGUAGUGCCAAAGCUUCCAGAAGCCGUUCAAACUGUAGCAAUGAGCUCAAACCUUCUCCAGGUGGAAAUAUAGGCCUUGAGAUUGCUUCUUUAAGGUCCGACAGUGUUAGGGAAAUAAAUUUAUUUAAGCAUGAUGAGAAUGAUGAAGGUUGUCCAGACGAAGUAGAGAACAGGAGUUCUCAAGGUAAAGGAGUGGAUCAGUGUAUUAAUUUUAGCUCAACUUCAGAGUCUUCUACCCCACAUCAGAAAGUGGUUUCGGUGCAAAAAGCUACCAGUGGAGAUACUUCUGCUUCUAUUUUACCAAAGUCUAUACUCGAGUCUGUUCAUGUGAAUGAAAUGAGUGUGACACAGACCAGUGAGACAAUUGAUGAAGUGCCGAUUAAAGUGGAUGAGAAAUUGGAUGAUCCCCACAGCAGAAGUUGCAAAGAAAUAGCUUAUUUCGAUGGAGGUACAAGAUCUAAAAGCUCAUGCCAAGAUCGCUCUAACAGGGAACAUCAAAAGUCUAGCAACUCUGUUUCGGAUAGCAUUCCAUCAAGAAAUUCAAAUCCCUCUCACAGGGCAGAUGAUGGAGUAGAAUUACCCCUGGUAAUACCUCGUACUAAUGAAGAUUCUAUGGUGACAGACGCGGGAACGAGACUCUUUCAGUCUGAAAUCAAAACAAGAUCACGCAGCAAUGCACGAAGUUAUGAAUUAAAGACUGAGCAUUCAGGCUCUGUUAAGUCUUCUUCAGUUGACCUGGAGCCAAGACAUUCGAUUUCAUUACUGCAAGGUGGCGAUGCAAAGGAGUUACUGAUUCCCUCGACUAUUGAUGUUGAAGGCUUGUUGGUUGAAGAUAUUGUCAGCAACGAUCUAGCAAAAGAAAAGGGUGAAGGUGUAAAAGAGUCACUGAUUCCCGCUACAAUCGAUGUUGAAGAUAGUAAUUCUCGAGGAAAGAGAUCCAAGACCGAGCAUUCAGGCUCUGUUGUGUCUUCUUCAGUUGUCAUGGAACCAAGAGAUUCAAUUUCAUUACUGAAAGGUUGCGAAGUAAAUGAAUCGCUGAUUCCCUCUACUGCUGAUUUGGAAAGAUUGGUAGUGGAAGAUAUUACCAGCUACAAUCAAUCAAAAGAAAAGGGUGAAUGUGUCAAGGAGUCACUGAUUCCCUCGACUAUUGAUGUUGAAGGUUUAGCACUUGUAGAUAUCACCAGGAGCGACCAAUUAAAAGGAAAGGGUGAGUGUGUUGACACUAACAGAUGUUCAAGUGCUGGAAGGGUCAGCCAAAAUGGCGUAUCCAUAGAUGAGACGGCAUUUGCGACUGCAACUGAAGACUCUAUACCCAAGACCGAGCUUUUGGGCUUUGAUGAGUCCUCUCCAGUUGAACUUCAGUGGAGACAAUCAGUUACUGGUGAAGCUUUAUCAGUGGAGGAAGAUAACGCUGGUGAGGCAACUGAAGUUAGCAGUAUCUCAAAAUCUAGAAGUGUAAGCGAAACUGACAUCACGGUAGUUGAGCAAGCGGUGGUUGAAUCUAUUCUUCAGGAAAGCGGUACUCCAGAAAACUUGACUGAGCAUUCUAAAAAAUGGGAUAUUAGUUGUGUGUCCAAGGAGCAGUCACAGGGUUCAUUGACCAAAGCAGGGAGUAGCCAGUGCCAUGUGAUAUUAAGUAGGCCAAGAAGCUCAGCCAUUGAAGAGGAAUCAGCAAAUGAAUCUAAUGCUCUUUCUGUUGGCUUUGAUAGUAAAUCGGCUGACGAUAGGCUUGAAGUUAGAGCAGGAAACGCAUCAUUAAUAACCCAUGAUCUCCCAGCUUUUGUGAAGCCUGAUACACCCUGUUUUGAUGAUAAUGUAGAACAAAGCUUGGAUGAAAUUCCAAUGAAUAAUCGAGAAAAAUCUGCAUGGCGGAAGGUCCCAACACCAUCAUCUGCCGCAAGGUUGUCCGAAGUUCCAUCUCUCACUGAUUCUGAAGUAAAUCUCUCGGCAGACAAUAAAGUGAAUGACAUAGAAGAUCAUAAUGGCUUAAAGAAAGAAAUGGUAUCAGAAAUGGAAUCGCCUGCAAGCCAUACUGGCUUAAGAAUGGGAGAAAAUGAACCUCCAGAGUCAAAUACAUUGGCUGGUCAAGUAGAUUCAUCGAAAAACACACCUCAACUGGGAACAUCCGUUGACAAAAGUGUUCCCCCAGUUGAUAGAAAUGCAGCAUAUACAGAAACAGGUGAAUCUCAUGGUCAAGAGAGCUUUAUACAGAAAAUUUUCUGCUCUAAUUCCUCCAUGGAGGAGUUCCAACUGCAGAAUAAGCGGAGAAGAACCCUGGCAAAACUAACUAGUGAAGAGCCUUCGUCAAGCCCAGGGGGAGACAUUUUCGACUCAGAUUCUGCUAGGGACACAGUACAUCAUAGUGAGGAAGCAGCAUGUUACCUCAAUCACUAUGAUGUCGAGUUACAGAAGAUAGUUGGAUCUGCAGAUCACUAUGAAGUUGAGUUACAAAAGAUGAUUGGGUCUGCAUCGUCAGCUGAGUUGCGAUUUGAAGAGGGUUACUUAUUCAAGGAAGCUGGAUUGAUGAGUCCUGCUUCGCUUUCCAUCAGACCAGAACAGCUAAGUGUAGAGAGGAGUCAUUAUGCUGCAAAUCAGGAAUUGCAAACAGAAAAUAUGGACUUUUUGCCGUUUCUUGGAGAAACCUCUCACCCAUUUGCUAGUGCCGAUGUCCGCAGUUCAGAUUAUUCUCAUUGUUUACCAUCCUUCGGUUUGUCAGGAGCAGUCGAUGGAAGCCCCCCUAUUCUGGAGGGCUUUAUUGUUCAAACCGAUGAUGAAUGUCAAAGUGAUUACAAAAACCAGAUGAAACAUGACAGCUUCCAACUUCCUAAAACCACAGCAGAAAGUGCAACCAUCAUAGAGACGAUUCGCAAGUCUGCUUGCAGGACCACUCCGUCAUUACAUAUGGCUAACAUGUUUAAGAUCAAUGGAAAACUGGACUUGGAUCAGUCCAUUUCAACUGAGCUGCUUGAUGGCAUGUUUUUCGAUCAGAAUUUGGAGAAUAGCUCUGUCUUUGAUAACUUGGGGAUUAACCAUGACUAUACAGGAAACAUCAACUAUCAUGCUGAUACUACGUAUCCUCGUUCGUCUCCAACUGGGAAGUUGUGGUAUAGAAGUUUGCAAAAAUCUUCCAGUUCAGAGAAGCAGGGCAGUCAGACACCAGACCUACCUUGCAUUAGCGAAGAGAAUGAGAGCGUGGAUGAGGAGCCUGAAAACUUAUGUCCCAACAGUCCAAAGUCUAUAGGGUCAGAGAAGCGAGGAAGUUAUAUUGCAGACCUUCCUUGCAUAGCUGAAGAGAAUGAGAAAGAAGAUGAGAUAUCAGAAGCUGCCAGUCAAGUAUUUGAUUCCAAAAGUGGGAACGUCUCUGCUGAAAAGAAGACUCUUGCUGAUGUUGAUGAAGACCCUAUGAAACUUCUUCAAUCCGUCUCUAAAGCCAUGAUUCCUGUUGAUAGACAGAGCCUAGAUUCUGUCACAUUUAGCUUUUCUGCUACAUGCAACAACAGUGUCAAAAGUAAAGCAGAAAUGAAGAAGGGUGGUAGCCGAAGAUUCACGGGUAAAGGUAAAGAGAGUCAAGGUCGAGCAGACCCUGGAAGAAAUCUUAGACCGCCUAGUAGCAGGUUCAGUAAGGCUAAGUUGUCUUGCAACUCGAGUUUGGCAUCGCUAGGGCCGCGAUUACAAGAUAAAGAACCUAGGCACAACAAUAUUGUUUCAAACAUCACUUCGUUCGUUCCACUUGUGCAGCAGCAGAAACCAGCAGCUGCAAUAAUCACAGGCAAGAGGGAUGUCAAAGUAAAGGCCUUAGAAGCAGCUGAGGCUUCGAGAAGGAUGGCUGAACAAAAAGAAAAUGAACGUAAGAUGAAGAAAGAAGCUAUGAAGCUUGAGCGGGCAAGGCUGGAACAAGAAAAUCUGAGAAAGCAGGAGAUGGAGAAGAAAAAGAAAGAAGAAGAGCGAAAGAAAAAGGAAGCGGAGAUGGCUUGGAAGCAGGAGAUGGAAAAGAAAAAGAAAGAAGAAGAGCGGAAGAGAAAAGAAUUCGAGAUGGCUGAUAAGAAGAGGCAGAGGGAAGAAGACAAGAAGUUGAAGGAAGCUAAAAGACAGCGAGUUGCAGAAAUGCAGAGACAGCAAAGAGAGGCUGAUGCGAAACUACAAGAAGCUGAAAAAGAACUGAAAAGAAAGGCUAUGGAUGCGAAGAUCAAAGCAAUGAAGGAACUUAAAGAAGAACAAGGUAAUGCUAGGAUCCGUGAAGUAAGAUUAAAGAGUAAUUCCAGCGACGAUACCAACGCAUCAAGAUCCUCGAGAGAGGAUGAUCUCAAGGUGAUAAGGAACAUAGGGAAAAUGUCUGAAGAGUCAUACGACAUCUCUCCAUACAAAUGCUCAGACGACGAAGAUGAAGAGGAAGACGACGACGACAUGUCAAACCACAAAUUUGUUCCUUCUUGGGCCAGCAAGAGCAAUAUACUCGACAGUGUCAUUUCCCAACAAAAUCGUGAUCCCGAUAUUACUUUCCCUGCAAAAAGCUUCCGCAAUAUAACCCAAGUUCUUUUGCCGAGAAAGUUCCGAACCCAGUUGCAUUAACUACGAGGAGCCAAACUCAGAUUCUCAGAGAGUGAAACUUUGUGUUUCAAGUUCCUUAGUAGCUUCAGCUUCAAGUCAGAUAAUAGUUUGUGUAUACACUUCUCUUUGUGCUUAACCUAUUGUAGCAAAUGACCCUAUUAUCAUAUUCGAAUCUUUCAUGAAGAUUCAUGUUUGCUUUUGUAAGGAUUAGUGGAUGGAUGUAAUGUAAUAAUUAAUUAGUCAUCCUAGUGGAAAGAGCCUGGUGCUGAAAGCAAGAGACUUGUUACAAUUUCGAUGUAACCAGGUUUUCACCAGUUGUACAUGUUUUUUUGUGUCAUUUUAGAACGAUCUCUGCUUUGAAAAAACCGAGUUCAUGUCUAAUGGAAGUCUUGA
Molecule: messenger RNA, 5708 nt
Organism: Eruca vesicaria subsp. sativa (arugula)
Lineage: Eukaryota; Viridiplantae; Streptophyta; Magnoliopsida; Brassicales; Brassicaceae
Source: the annotation of a GenBank genome assembly